Molecule: messenger RNA, 4950 nt
Organism: Octodon degus (degu)
Lineage: Eukaryota; Metazoa; Chordata; Mammalia; Rodentia; Octodontidae
Gene: Ptprj
Product: protein tyrosine phosphatase, receptor type J
Exons: 25
Coding region: 122-3682 (1186 amino acids)
Biological process (GO): angiogenesis; protein dephosphorylation
Molecular function (GO): protein tyrosine phosphatase activity; cadherin binding
Source: RefSeq, a predicted model, not a curated record
GCCCGGGCUGCGCGGGGCGCUGCUGCUGUUGCUGCGCCUGGGCCAGCUCCUGUGCCCAGGCCAGGCCCUCAGCUCAGCGCCCAGCGUCCUGUUCACCACGGCGAACAUCAGCACACCGGUGAUGACCACAGCGUGGGGCAGCGACAGCCCUGCGACCUCAGAGGAUGUCACGACCCGGGCGGGAACUACAGAGCUCAGCCCGACGCCCACGGGGCCCAGCGCUUCUCCCACUCUGUCUACCACGCUGCCCGGUGAUCCUGAAGGGACGUCGUCGCCAUCGCCCAUGCCUGGAGGGCCAGGUCUGCACCUGACGACCCCAUACACAGUCUCUGUAUCUCCAGGGAGAGACAACCAGUCCUGGGAGGGGCCCACUUCCACAAGUGUCACAACAGAGCCUCUUCCAGUGUCCGGCCUGAGCGUGGCCUUCAUGGGGGAGACGCAGGUCAUCCUCACCUGGCGUAGUGACAAUGACAACGUGUCCUGCCGGCUUCUUCUUGAAAGUCUCGGAAGUCAGGAGCUGUGGACCAACAUUUCAGGCCUGAUGCCUGGAUUUUGGCGAGUCACCCUCGAUCUUUUGCAGUCAAAUGAGACACAGAACAAAGCUUUGGAUCUGGAAGGGGGCUCAGGCCCGGCUUCUGGCCCGGAGACCCGAGACACGGAAGUCCUGAUCACAGGGUUGAAGAGGGACGCGCAGUACAGAGCCACCGUUUACCCUCAGGCGGCGGAUGGCACGGAGGGAGCCCCCUGCAACCUCGAGUUCAGAACAAAUUCUGAGCAGGUGUCGGCCAUCAAAGCCGUGAAUGUCAGUGCCACAAGCCUUAGCCUGACCUGGAAUAUGAGCCACAGCGGGUCAUCCUCCCCCUACACCUAUGAGAUCUACGUGGUCGGGAACACCGAGUCCCUCAAUGUCAGUGCCAAUGAGACUUGGGCUGACAUCCAUGGCCUCAACUCAAGCUCCCUGUACAACAUCACAGUGCGUCCUUUCCUGCGAGGGGCGGAGGGCACACCGGGUUUCCUCCAGGUGUACACUGCUCCUUUUCCAGUCUCUGACUUUCGAGUGACGCAUGUAGGCACGCGGGAAAUUGGCUUAGCUUGGAACAGCAGUGACUCAGAGUCCUUUAAAAUCGUCACAACCCAGGACAUGUCUGGAGAAGUUAACAGCACCAACACCAAUGACCAGUGGAUUUUCAUUGAGUACUUAAGGCCCGCAACCAGCUACCGUUUUGAGAUAUUUCCACAAGGACCCAACGGGACUGAAGGGGAAGGCAGAGUCGUCCACAUUAGCACUGCCUCCAGCGCGGUGUUUGACAUCCGAGUAGUCAACGUCAGCAGCACGGGCAUGGUGCUGGAGUGGCGGAACACCGACGGCGCCUCGGAAUACGUCUACCACGUGCUGAUCCAGUCUGGCUUCAACUCGAGCGAGAGGAACAGCUCUGAGAAGACCGUCUCGCUGUGGGGCCUCCUCCCGGGCACUCCCUAUAACAUCACCAUCUCUCCUGAGGCGGACCAGGUCCGGGGCAACUCCAGCACCAUCUCACAGUACACGCGGCCCAGCAGUGUGUCCAGUAUUCACGUAAACCCCAACGCCACGGAGGCUUGCCUGAGCUGGGAGAGCCUGGACGAAGCCUCCCCUACCUACUCCUACCACCUUCUCUUCUUGGAGGACGGAGAUCCCGGGGGUGCCAUGUGGAACAUCACUGUCACUGGAGACACACAUGAGAUAGUCCCUGGAUUAGUACCAGGCUCACCUUACACCGUGAAGAUCUUUGCAGAGGUCGGGGGCGUUGAGUCCCUGGUCCCUGGUGAGGCGAGCUUCUGCACGGAGUCAGCCCCCGUGGUCUCCUUCCAGUGCCAUGUGGUCCCGCGGAACUCCAGCUUGGUCCUGACGUGGGGCCGCCCUCCGGGCAACCACACCGGCUUCCAGCUGGAGCUCAGCAGCGGGGCCUGGGAGGUGAAAAGCCUGGAGCACGGCUGCCUAGACAACAGCACUGACUGCAGGGUGGAAGUCCCACAUUUGAAUUUCUCCACGUGGUACAACAUCAGCAUCGCCACCGAGUCCUGUGGGGCUAGAGCAGCCGCCGCCCACAGCACCUGCCUCACCGGCAUCACAGACCCCCCCGUCCCAGAAGGCUCCCCGAACAUCACAUCCAUCAGCCACAACUCUGUGAAGGUGUGGUUCAGUGGGUUCGAAGCCAGCCACGGCCCCAUCAGAGCCUACGCCGUGGUGCUCACCACCGGGGAGGCUGGCCGCCCUUCUCCAGAUGUUCUGAGAUACACCUAUGAGGAUUUCAAGAAGGGCGCCUCGGAUACCUAUGUGACCUACCUUGUACACACGGAGGAGAAGGCGCGGUCCCAGGGCUUGCCCGGGGCCUUGAGAUAUGAGAUCAACGUGGGGAACGAGUCCACCACCUGGGGCUACUACAACGGGAAGCUGGAGCCGCUGGGCUCUUACCGGGCCUGUGUGGCUGGCUUCACUAACAUCACCUUCAGCCUUCAGCGUGACGGACUCAUCAACGGGACCGAGAGCUACGUGUCCUUCAGCCCCUACUCAGAGGCUGUUUUCUUGCCCCAGGACCCAGGUGUCAUCUGCGGAGCUGUAUUUGGAUGCAUCUUUGGUGCCCUGGUCAUCGUGGCAGUGGGAGGCUUCAUCUUCUGGAGAAAGAAAAGGAAAGAUGCAAAGAACAAUGACGUGUCCUUUUCUCAAAUUAAACCUAAAAAGUCCAAGUUGAUCAGAGUGGAGAAUUUUGAGGCUUACUUUAAGAAGCAGCAAGCGGAUUCCAACUGCGGGUUUGCGGAGGAGUACGAGGAUCUGAAGCUGGUUGGAAUCAGUUUGCCUAAGUAUGCUGCCGAGCUGGCUGAGAACAGAGGGAAGAAUCGUUAUAACAACGUUCUGCCUUAUGAUAUUUCUCGUGUCAAGCUUUCCGUCCAGACCCAUUCUACUGAUGACUACAUCAAUGCCAACUAUAUGCCUGGCUACCAUUCCAAGAGAGAUUUUAUUGCCACGCAAGGACCUUUGGUCAAUACUUUGAAAGAUUUUUGGCGUAUGGUCUGGGAGAAGAAUGUGUACGCCAUUGUUAUGUUGACCAAGUGUGUGGAGCAGGGAAGGACCAAAUGUGAGGAAUACUGGCCUUCUAAGCAGGCCCAGGACUAUGGGGACAUAACUGUGGCAAUGACAUCAGAAAUUGUUCUCCCGGAAUGGACCAUCAGAGAUUUCACAGUGAAAAAUGUCCAGACAAGUGAUAGCCACCGGCUGAGACAGUUCCACUUCACCUCCUGGCCUGACCAUGGCGUCCCCGACACCACAGACCUGCUCAUCAACUUCCGGUACCUGGUUCGUGACUACAUGAAGCAGAGCCCUCCAGAGUCCCCAAUUCUGGUGCAUUGCAGUGCGGGGGUUGGCAGGACCGGCACCUUCAUCGCCAUUGAUCGCCUCAUCUAUCAGAUCGAGAACGAGAACACCGUGGAUGUGUACGGCAUCGUGUAUGACCUGCGCAUGCACCGGCCCCUCAUGGUGCAGACCGAGGAUCAGUAUGUUUUCCUCAACCAGUGCGUCUUGGAUAUCGUGCGAUCUCAGCAGGACUCCAGAGUGGAUCUCAUCUACCAGAACACCACGGCGAUGUCUAUCUACGAGAACCUGGAGCCGGCGGGCGUGUUCGGGAAGACCAACGGCUACAUCGCCUGACUGCACAGCGGAGCUGGGGCGGCGCGCCGCCACCCACGGCCGGCCGGGGAGCUCGCUGGUGCACCCGACCGACCGGCUCUCGGCUUUCUGUUCUGCUCCGCUAGAAGCGCGGCGGGCAGGGUGCGAGCCGAGCUGUGAAGCCCGGCGGCCGUGGGCUGGGGCGUCGGGCGGGGGUGAGGACCCCAGCGGUCGCUCACGUUCCCGAAGACCAAGGGCGAGAGUGCUCUUCUCAUUUCCUUGAAAAUUGUGGAAAACCUGGAAAAGUGAGCUCUGAUUUUUUUUUUCUUCCCAGAACAGGUUCUUAACAAGAACAGCAACAAGAACAAGAACAACAGCAAAAGACUGUAGGUGAUUCUCAUGCUCCAGCCAGGGUUUUGUUGGGUUGAAUAUAUUUUAAGUAUCAGAGGUCUAUUUUUACCCACUGUGGCUUGGGAUUGAGCUGAUGGAAAACACAUUUGCGGGAGGUUCUUGUGUCAGGAGGGGUCCGGGGCGCCUCUUCCGGCUGGGUUUUCUAUUUGAACAUGUGCCUUUUCUGAAUUAUGCUUCCACAGGCAAAACUCAGUAGAUUUCUCUAUUUUUGUAUUGAAUCUCAUAAUUGGAAUAUAGGGAAUAUUUAAACAGUAGUUUAGCACGGAGGUCCGCCUUGUAACAUGCUGGUCCUCACGGGUGCGAAGAGGCCCCUCCCCCCAGUUUCCCGUGGAGACUUCUGUGGCAGCAUUUCCAGCCCGUGGGUUGGGUGAGAACGAGACUGUCACCCAGAGCCUCCCUGUGGCGGGCAGGCACAGCCCAGGGAUCCGUGGGUGACAAACUCCUGUCCCGGUUCCUGUCUUCUUCCUUUUCUCCUUUCUGUCUUUGGUAAAAAGGAUUAUUUAAAGGUGCAAUAUGUGACUUGUGAUUCCUGAUGCUCUGGGUUUUUAGUAACGUUCUACUCAGGUUGGGGUUUUUAUGUGUGUCCGUGUAUGUGUGUGUGUGCGCGCGCGCGCAUUUUUAAAAGCGUGGCAAUCUGUGAACACUUCAGUGUGAACUCAGUGUUGGAUGAGUCCUUCCUGCCCUGAGGUCUGCUGGCUGUAGUCUGUCUGCAGUGACACACGUUGGUAUCUACUGUAUAUAUAAAUCCUAAACUCCUACGUCAGUCAUUCCUAGGAAUUGAGGUGUACAAAGUUUGAUUUGUAUCAAAGAUGUAAUUAUUAUUUUUUAAACCUCUUUUCACUCUACUGCUGCUGUAAUUACUUUGAUUUUUUUUUAGUAGAUUAAUUUUUUUUUUUUUU